AUGACAGACAAUUCUACAUAUCACUACAUCUCAUCUUUCUUUCUGGUUGGUAUUCCUCGUUUGCAAGAGUUCCACUGCUGGAUUGGCAUCCCUGCCUUCCUACUGUAUGUCCUGACCCUGCUGGGGAACAGUGUAAUCAUUGUCACCAUCAGACUGGAGCCAAGCCUCCACCAGCCUAUGUAUUUCUUCCUUUGCAUGCUGGCAAUGAAUGGCAUGGCUCUUGCCUCUUCCAUAGCCCCCAAGAUGCUGGGUAUCUUCUGGUUGGAAGCUCACAGGUUUGACUUUAAUGACUGCCUAACGCAAAUGUUUUUCAUUCACAUGUUUUGUAUAAUUGAGUCAGCCCUCCUAGUUACCAUGGCCUUUGAUCGCUAUGUAGCUAUUUGCAUCCCACUUUAUACAGCCAUCCUGACAAAACCCCUGGUCAUUAUAAUGGGUCUGGGUAGUGUGACCCACACUACUCUGAUGGUUUUGCCCUCUCCUCUCCUAAUUCAGAGGCUACCAUAUUAUACCAAAGAUGGCAUCAAUCAUGCCUAUUGUGAACACAUGGCUGUGGUGAAGUUGGCCAGUGCCAACACUCACGUUAACAGGGUAUAUGGAAUCUCAGUUGCCCUUUCAGUGAUGAUAUUGGAUCUAGUGCUCAUAGCUACAUCCUGUGUUAAAAUCCUUCAGGCAGUCUUUCAGCUCUCUUCCCAGAAUGCUCGCUCUAAAGCACUAGGCACCUGUGCUUCCCAUGUCUCCACUAUACUGGUUUUAUACACACCUGCACUGUUUAGCUUCCUAACUCACUGCAUUGGCAAGAAGGUACCUCCAAGCAUCCAUGUAAUUUUUGCAAGUUUGUACCUUCUACUGCCCCCUACAGUCAAUCCCCUGGUAGAUGGUGUCAAGACCAAGCAGAUUCAUGACCAAGUAAUGGGUCUAUUCUUCCCAAACAAGAAAAUUUCUGAAAACUGA
Messenger RNA from Molossus molossus (Pallas's mastiff bat), 951 nucleotides. RefSeq names its product putative olfactory receptor 52P1. Gene Ontology annotation, cellular component: membrane. Gene Ontology annotation, molecular function: G protein-coupled receptor activity; olfactory receptor activity. NCBI's taxonomy places the organism in Eukaryota, Metazoa, Chordata, Mammalia, Chiroptera, Molossidae. Gene Ontology annotation, biological process: G protein-coupled receptor signaling pathway. The record is from RefSeq and is a predicted model, not a curated record.